This is a messenger RNA of Fusarium sp. VM40, 1458 nucleotides long. Lineage: Eukaryota; Fungi; Ascomycota; Sordariomycetes; Hypocreales; Nectriaceae. The record is from the annotation of a GenBank genome assembly.
AUGGCCUCCAAGGACGGCCAAGAUACUACGCCUAGGCGUCGCAGUCUUAACGAUGAGUGCGACCCUAAUUUGGCAGCUGACGAGAAGAGACUUGUUGCGAAACUGGACUUUUACAUUAUUCCUCUUGUUAUGGUCCUUUAUCUUUUCAGUUUCCUAGACAGAGUCAACAUUGGCAAUGCCCGUCUUUACGGUCUCGAAGAGGAUCUUGGCCUCUCAUCCAGCCAGUUCCAAGUCGCUGUGUCUAUCCUUUUCGUCACGUACUUACUAUUCGAGGUUCCCUCCAACCUCGUCCUCAAGCUUUUCACUCCCCGCCGAUGGCUUGCUUUCAUCACUACUGCAUGGGGUACUAUCGCCACUUUGACCGGUCUCGUCAAUUCAUAUGGCGCUCUGCUCGCUUGCCGUCUCCUUCUAGGCGCCGUGGAAGCUGGACUAUUCCCUGGUUUGACUGUGUAUCUUACUUUCUUCUACACCAAGCGAGAACUUGCGCUUCGCGUGGGCUAUCUCUUCGUCAGCGCUGCUGUCGCCGGUGCUCUUGGCGGUUUGCUGGCUUAUGGCAUUGGCCACAUGGAUGGCCUACAUGGUAUGAGCGGCUGGCGUUGGAUCAUGAUUAUUGAAGGUAUUCCCAGCUUUGUGAUCGGUAUAAUCACCUAUUUUGCGCUGCCCAACGAUGCAGAGACGGCGUACUUUCUGAAUGAUGAUGAGAAGGCACUCAUGCGGCUGAGACAUGCUCGUGACUAUGGAAACACGGCGUCUAGUCGUGAGUUUAGCAAGAAGGAUAUGAUGUGUGCCUUUAAGGACUGGAAAGUGUGGGCGUUUUGCGUCGCGCAGUUUGGUGUCGAUACUAUGCUGUACGGGUUCUCUACCUUUUUGCCGACCAUCAUCAGGGACCUCGGCGACUGGACAGUUGCAGAGACGCAGCUCCUAACUGUACCGUGCUACUUCCUCGGAGCUGCCGCAUACAUGACGACGGCGUUCCUCUCGGACAGAUUCCAGAGCCGCGGACUCUUUUGUGUCAUAUUUGGACUCAUCAGUGUUGUUGGGUACGCGGUGCUCUUGGCAGAUGUGUCCUCGGGUGCGCACUACUUUGGCUGCUUCCUUGUGGCCGGAGGUUUGUACGUUGUUGUGGGCUUGCCACUUGCUUGGUUGCCUACGAACUCCCCACGUUAUGGAAAGCGUACCACAGGCACAGGUAUGCAAUUGACAUGGGGUAACGCCGCAGGUAUUAUGUCUGCGUUUAUCUAUCCCGCUACAGAUAAGCCUCGAUAUGUCAGGGGCCACGCCGUGACGCUCAGCAUGGUUGCUCUCGGCACCAUCAUUUACGGUUUCAUGUGGUGGUGGUACCGACGUGAGAACGAGCGACGCCAGGCGGGUCAUAUGGACGAUAAAUAUCGGGGAAUGGGAGAGGAUGAGUUGGCUGAGCUUGGAGACGAGAGUCCACGUUAUAGAUAUACCAUUUAG